UACCGGAUCCGACAAAGUACCGAUUUUAUGCUGCCAAACUGCAGUGAUGAAGUAGGCUGUGGUCUCCCUGUGUCCAAAGAAAGACUAACGAGAAACAAGAUAGACAUAGCAGAGUUGGAACACUUUAUAGAUUUCAUUAUCACUUAUGUUCAGAUGUUGUUAAAAAUCUACCUUUUGGUAUGAAAACUAUGAAGCUUACAACUGGAUAAAUAGUCGCUGUGCCAAAUUUGAUUCGAAGUCUUGCACCUUCAUCUCUUGUAAAUCAGUACAUUCAGUAUUGUGAAUCAGAAAAUGUUGGUCAUUUAGGAAAAAGCACAAUGUAUAAGAUCCUUAAUGACUUUUCUGCCUCAGUAAGGAAAUGUGUUGAGGGUCUUGACUAUUACAUCUCAGAGGGUGGAAAGGCAUUUUAAGAUCUUGAAACCAUCAUAGAAAAACUCUGCACAUCCAGUGAAAAGAAGAAAGAACUGAAAUCCAAAUUGCUAAAUGGGAAGCGAUAUAUCAAAUCAGAUUUCAAGGUACAUAUCCAAAAAGAGAAUGCUGUUCCGGAUCAUUGCCAAAUGUUUGCACUAAGUGAUAGUGAAAAGUGCUUCUCCCAAAGUUGUAACACCCAGCAUACACACAGUUGUGAACAGUGUAUUGACUUGGCAGACUUUUUAGCUGAAAUAAGUACUCUAACACAAAAUGGUACAUGGGACAAUAAAGAUUCCAUUGUAUUCCAGGUUGAAAAUGCUGUAGAAGCUAUAAAAGAUUGGAAAAGUCAUGCUAUGAGAGCUAGGAAUCAAGAAGGUGCAAAACAAGAUCUGCUUAAGAAUUUAAAUGAAAAUCAAGCACUUAUCACAUGUGACUGGGCGAUGCAAAUUUAGAGAAGGUCAGAGUGACUGGUUCGCCAAACGUGGAAUCAACUGGCACACUUCAGUAACUUUAUACAAACAAGGGGAAGAACUAAAGACAAUUACACAUGUACACAAUUUUUCAUCCCAGAUAUCUCAAGAUGGUUCUGUUACUGCUUCUGUGUUGUGUGAUGUAGUUCAUGAUCUGAGAAAACAAGUACCAAACAUACAGGAGGUGAACUUCUUCUUAGAUAAUGCAGGAUGUUAUAAGAACACAAUGAUGAUGGUAGCACUUAAAGAUGAAUUAGGAGAUAAGUUGAAAACAUACAACUUCAGUGGAGCACAAGAUGGCAAAGGUCCAUGUGACCGCAGAGGUUCACAUAUCAAGGCAUGUGUUAGAAGAUACAUUAAUGAGGGACAUGAUGUCACAUCUGCAGAGGAGAUGAAAAAGGCUAUAGAUGUUAAACAGAAAGGAUCAUUUAGGGUUAGAGUUGUUGACAUUGUUACUAAUUUGAAUGCAGAGAAGUCACAGAUUAAACCAAUUACUGGAAUUACUCAAUUGCAUAAUUUUUCAUUUGACGUCAAUGGAAUAACAGUUUGGAAGGCAUAUGGAAUAGGAGAAGGAAUGCGGAUAGCAUGGGAAAACAUCGGAACCACAGAGCAAAGAACCAAUCUGUUGGUUAAAGUUGAUUGGAAAAUUACAGCUCCUCAGUUGUUGGAAGUAGAAGUUAUGGCUCAAGAAGAAGAACUUGUAGAACCAAACCCCAAAAAACAAAAGAAGAACUCCAUCAAUUAGCCAUAUGAUUGCCCAAAAGAUGGCUGCACAAGAGCUUUUAAAACUCAAUGUGCACUGGAGCAACACACCAUUCUGGUAAUUGUGAUUAUCACAAUGAAAAAACAACUCAAAAUAGCCAAGUCAAUGUAUGGACAAAAAGUUAAUUCUUUGUUUCACGGAACAAGGGUUCAACUGGAUUGUAACUUUAAUGACUGCCGUACAUCAGAAUCAGCAAAGGGAUGGGCACUGAAAGGUAAAAAGAAAAGAACGGUUUUUAUUUACUCAAAUCUCAAGUGAAUUACAUGAAAGAGAAAUUUUAUAUUGGGAAGGUAUCAGGAAGAAAAGUCGAUCCCUUUCAAGCAGCUGAUGAGAUGAGACAGCUGCAAGAAGAGGGGAAAUAUGUUUUUAUAAGGAAGGAAUAUUUAACUGGG
Mytilus trossulus (common blue mussel) is the source of this 2036-nucleotide messenger RNA. RefSeq lists its product as uncharacterized. Bases 817 to 1626 code for a protein of 269 amino acids. The record is from RefSeq and is a predicted model, not a curated record. NCBI's taxonomy places the organism in Eukaryota, Metazoa, Mollusca, Bivalvia, Mytilida, Mytilidae. The transcript has 9 exons.